AGAAGAAAGAAGAAGACGGAAAACGGGUGUUGAUUUUGCGGCUGGCCGGUUUCUACCCUAUAGAACGGCUACGAUCCUCUACUUUUCGACUAUACACACCUGAGAGCUAAAGAUCGAGAGAGGAGGAGCUUCAUUAGCCGCCAUUGCUGCCGGUAGAACGCUUCAAGCGGGAGGAAGUGGACGAUUGAUUGACUAUCCCCCGAAUUUUCUUCAGCUGAGGUGUUUGGAAUGAGAUUAAAAAUCUCCUCGUAUUUGAUUGAUUUGUUUCAAAAGAGGUGGUGGUGGGUGGUUCUGGUUCUUUGAUGGCAAGUUUUAGUGAAUUGAGGUGUUUUGGUCUUAUGAAUAACAAUAAAAGCUUUUCCGAAUGUCUUAUCUGACUAACUUAUUGAGGACAUUCUUUGAGGGGUUUGAGUGGUGGCACGAUUACUUCUGGAAUUCAAAUGGUGUAAUGGCGUUCUACCUUAGAGUAGACAACCUAUUAUGCUGGUUGCCCUCACAAUGUACUACAUUGGCCCAUUUUUCCAAAAGUUAGUCAAAGGGCUUUCUCGUUUUUGCAGUUCAACUAGUUCGUUAAGCAUCCGUGUCUAUCACAAAAAUGGUUCAAAUGAUGAAUAUGUGUCUAUUGAUGAAUAUUUGAUUGAGGGUUGGACACGGCAAAUUACAGAUUCUAGGUAUACAGAUGGGACACUUGAUCUGGAUGAAUCGCAUGACUGUUCUCGAGUUGAAAAUUUUGAUGCAAGCCAUAUACAUGGGAAUACUUUCGCAAGACAGAUAUUUAUUGAACAUACAAGUUUUGAUGCUAAAAGGGUACUAAAUAUUCUACGGCGAGAUGGCCCAGGAUUUGAUACAAAGGAAGCUUUAAGUGAACUGAACUUGAAGGUUUCUGGAUUUCUUGUUAGGAGAGUUCUGUUAGAAAUUCAAAAAUCUGUAGAUUAUGUCAAUAAAGAACGUUGUGCGAAAUUGGCGUACAAGUUUUUUGUAUGGUCUGGUCAACAAGAGCACUACACACAUACAUCUAACACAUAUCAUUUAAUAAUGAAGAUCUUUGCAGAUGCUGAACAAUUUAAGGCUAUGUGGAGACUUGUGGAUGAGAUGGUUGAGAAUGGAUUCCCGGCUACUGCAAGAACAUUUAAUAUUUUGAUAUGUAGUUCUGGGGAGGCGGGAUUAGCCAAAAAAGUAGUAGAAAGGUUUAUAAAAUCGAAGGCAUUUAGUUAUAGGCCAUUCAAACAUUCAUUCAAUGCAAUUUUACAUUGCUUACUAGUUCUAAAGCACUAUAAGUUGAUUGAGUGGGUAUAUGAACUGAUGCUAACUCACCGCCAUUCUGCUGAUACUCUGACCUACAACAUUCUUAUGUGGACAAAGUAUAGAUUGGGAAAACUAAAUCAAUUUAAUAGAUUCUUAGAUGAAAUGAGUAGUAAUGGUUUUGAAGCAGAUUUCUUUACGUUUAACCUCCUUCUCCAUGUUCUUGGAAAAGGGGACAAACCGCUGGCGGCACUCAACCUUUUGAAUCACAUGAAGGAAGUGGGUGUAAAUCCGUGUGUUCUUCACUUCACAACAUUAAUAGUUGGUCUCAGCCGAGCAGGAAACAUGGAUGCUUGCGUAUAUUUUUUUGAGGAGAUGAUUAGACAUGGUUGUGUGCCUGAUGUCGUUUGUUAUACUGUGAUGAUCACAGGAUAUAUUGCAGCUGGUGAUCUUGAAAAAGCUCAAGGUCUUUUUGACGAGAUGAUACUGAAUGGAAAGAUGCCUAAUGCGUUCACUUACAAUUCAAUGAUUCGUGGGCUUUGUAUGGAAGGAAAGUUUGAUGAAGCAUGUUUGAUGCUAAAAGAGAUGGAAAGUAGGGGCUGUAAUCCGAACUUUUUUGUAUACAGCACUUUAGUUAAUAACCUGCGCAAUGCUGGAAAACUUUCGGAAGCUCAUCAUAUAAUAAGACAAAUGGUGGAGAAAGGGAAGUAUAUUCACCUCCUUCCAAAGUUAAAGGGAUAUGGGAGAUAUUGAAGCAGUUAUAAGAGUUUUCAGGAGAUGCUAAAAUUAAUUGGAUUGGCAUGAAGCAGUUGGUAAUAUGCCCUUAUUGCCUGGUUCAUUACAGAAUUCCAAUUCUCAAGGUGUUCUAGCCAUCGUUUUGCACACCUCGAGGAGGAGGGUAGCACCAACAACCUACCGCAAUGACUCCACUUCAAUAUGGUUCUUUCAGUGAGAGUCGUGAGACAUGAGAAUAGAAAACUCCUUAGUCCAAGCCUCUUACCAUUGAAUUACCCAGGUGAACAGGCCAGUCCAACUAAAAAGAGAUUUGUCAUUAAGGAAGCAAGGGCAAAAGAGACUUUUGUCCUUCAUCGCUCCUAUUGGAACCAACAACAAGCUGCAAUCGUUCUCUUCUUCAGUGGUUUUGUCUAGGUGUUGUGACGAAAAAAUUGAUCAACUAAUUUGACUUGUAGCCAGCAAUCUCUUACCAUUUCACAAUAAAUUUCUUUCUUAAAUGGUGAUUUGGAAUAAUAAGUUUACAUGGAGGAGGUAACUAUUCGCAACUUGAACUUAUCUUCUGAAGUUCGGAAACACCAUAAUUUACCUCAACCGCAAUUUCACUGGUUUUGCAAAAGUAGAGUGAUGUAUGAUGGAAGGCAUUUGAUACAACUACUGUAGGUUAGUUAGGGUAUUUUGGUGAGUUGAAAAGUGUAAUUGGAUUCUUUUUAGGGUAUAAAUAUUAGUAUUGUAAAGCUGUGAAAUAAAGUUGGUCUCUUUUUUCUC
This is a messenger RNA of Impatiens glandulifera, 2742 nucleotides long. RefSeq names its product pentatricopeptide repeat-containing protein At3g60050-like. The coding region runs from base 481 to 1995 and encodes 504 amino acids. The record is from RefSeq and is a predicted model, not a curated record. NCBI's taxonomy places the organism in Eukaryota, Viridiplantae, Streptophyta, Magnoliopsida, Ericales, Balsaminaceae. The transcript has 4 exons. Gene Ontology annotation, molecular function: protein binding.